Aspergillus welwitschiae is the source of this 1299-nucleotide messenger RNA. Its product is annotated as MFS general substrate transporter. The record is from RefSeq and is a predicted model, not a curated record. Gene Ontology annotation, cellular component: fungal-type vacuole membrane. Gene Ontology annotation, biological process: transmembrane transport. The transcript is spliced from 3 exons. Bases 1 to 1299 code for a protein of 432 amino acids. NCBI's taxonomy places the organism in Eukaryota, Fungi, Ascomycota, Eurotiomycetes, Eurotiales, Aspergillaceae. Gene Ontology annotation, molecular function: transmembrane transporter activity.
AUGGAGCAUAGUGUUCCCGUUACGAAUAUAAAGAGAGAGACCGCUGAGCCCGCGUCCCCUCCAAAGACCGAUGAACUUUCGGAUUUGUCGCAUGUAUAUCCCGAGGGCGGACUCGAGGCCUGGUUUGUGGUGCUUGGAGCAUGGUGUGCGAUGAUCCCUUCCAUGGGAUUGCUUAACUGCCUGGGCAUUCUCCAUGCGUGGACGAGUAAGCACCAGCUUCAAGACUAUUCCGAGUCCAGCAUUGGCUGGAUCUUUGGCGCAUACAGCUUCUUCUUGUAUGCCGCUGGAGCGCAAACCGGACCAAUAUUGGAUACUCAUGGACCCAAUUAUGUUAUUAUCCCAGGGUCGAUUGGCAUGGUUAUAGCACUGAUUGGCUUUAGUUUCAGCCAGGAAUUCUACCAGAUAUUCCUCUCAUUUAGUGUUCUUGGCGGCCUAUCUGCGUGUACCCUCUUCAUUCCAGCAAUUUCUUGUAUUGGACACUGGUUCGACGUGCGACGCGGAUAUGCGACCGGCAUCGCCUGCACUGCCGGGGGUUUAGGAGGAGUCAUCUUCCCCGUUAUUAUUCUUUUUGCAGCACCUCGAAUUGGCUUUCCCUGGGCCAUUCGUAUUAUCGCGCUCAUCAGUGCUGUUCUUUUAUUGAUCUCAUGUUUGACGCUGAAAACACGGCUUCCCAAAGACAAGAAUGUUGGCGCAUCGGUCGACUUCCAUGCUCUGCGGGAGAAGAAAUAUGCCGCAACCACGAUAGCGGUCUUCCUGGUGGAAUUCGCCGUCUUCAUCCCCAUCACCUACAUUUCAUCUUACGGGAUUCACGUUGGCUUGGAUAAUACUCUUGCGUACGCGCUAAGUAUCUUCCUCAACUUAGGUGCUGUUCCAGGACGGCUCCUACCGGGCUUAGUAGCAGAUCGGCUCGGAAGGUUCAACGUGAUGGUAGUAACAUCUGUCAUCUGUGCGGCGCUCACACUCGCGUUAUGGCUCGCUUCAGGGGCGAAUAUGCCUGCAGUCAUUUGCUAUGCGGUACUGUUUGGCUUUUGGAGCGGUGCCGCCAUCAGUCUCACCCCCGUGUGCAUCUCGCAGGUGUGUAGAACGGAGGAUCUGGGAAAGAGAAGCGGGACGACAUUUACCAUAGCCAGUGUUGGUACAUUGACGGGCAUCCCGAUUGCAGGUGCUAUCCAGCAGCAGAACCAGGGGGACUAUUGGGGCCUGAUUGUCUUCGGAGGCAUGUUGUAUGCGGCCUCCGCGGUCGCCUUUGCUGUUGCCAGGGGCAUUGGUGCGGGCUGGAAAUUGAUGGUCAAGUUCUAA